Drosophila subpulchrella is the source of this 2351-nucleotide messenger RNA. Its product is annotated as zinc finger protein 774-like. The transcript has 2 exons. The record is from RefSeq and is a predicted model, not a curated record. Gene Ontology annotation, molecular function: zinc ion binding. Lineage: Eukaryota; Metazoa; Arthropoda; Insecta; Diptera; Drosophilidae. Gene Ontology annotation, cellular component: nucleus. Bases 87 to 2165 code for a protein of 692 amino acids.
GAAUGAAUGAAAUCUCGGAUGUAAACAAACUAUAUCAGAUCUAAGAAAUAUCUUUUUAUUCUAAUGUGCAACAAAUAAAACCAAUAAUGACGAAACUGUGUCGCGUUUGCCUGCUGAAUUCCCAAGACAUGGUUAAUAUAUUCGAUGGAGAACCUGAAUCAGAAAUACCUCUAUCGGAUAUUAUUUCUCGCUAUACAAGAUUGGAAGUGAAAAAGGGCGACUCAUUUCCUGAGACAGUUUGCAAAAUGUGCCUGCAGGAUGCGCGGCAUUCGUAUACGAUUGGCAAAACCUUUUUCAACCACUUUCCAUCGGAAAGCCAGAUAUUUCCGUGUCAAGUUAAGGAGGAGUUCCUUGAUGAGGAUCCAAAGGAGGAAUGGAGCUUAAACGAGGAAUGGUUGCAAGACGACAAAAUUAAGGAGGAAAACACACAUUAUUUGGAUCCCCAAAUGAAGAAUGAUCCAUUGGAUACUAAUUUAAAGCAAAGUGGUCAACCUGAUGAACAGGGAAUAACACCUAGUAUUCGCAACCAAAAUUCCAAAGAUAAAAGCAAUCAUAAUACCGCUGGUGUUCGCUUAAAGAAAUCGGACAAGUGUCCCUACUGCGAAAAGACCUUUUGCACGCCAUCGUAUCUCAGGCAGCAUAUCCGUUUCCACACGGAAGGACGGCCAUUUAAGUGCGGCCUCUGCCCAAAUUCCUAUCGCCUAAAAUCCCAUCUCGUACGCCACAUUUUGGGCCACGCGGGUGCCCGACCCUUUAAGUGCUCCAUCUGCGAGAACUCCUUUCGGCUUAAGUCCCAUCUGAAAUGGCACACGUUGAGCCACAAGGGGGAACUGCCCUCUAGGUGUGAUCAAUGCGAUAAGUCCUUUCCGACUAAAGACAUGCUAGACGCACACUCAAAGGUUCACGUGGAAGAAAAAUCAUACCAGUGUUCCAUCUGCGAGGCAUGUUUUUCGGAUUUAUCAGACCUUGACCAACACAGUAGAAUUCACAUGGAGGAACAACCGUCUAAAAACCAAAGCCAGGUGCUGGAGAAGAUCCUUGAUGAAGAGGAGGUUACAAAAGAGAAGGAGAAUCUAGACGAGGAGUUUUUAGAUGAGGAUGUGAGCAAAAUAUCAGACAUCCAGGGUGGACAACAGAUUAAUUUCGAAGUACAGAAAGAGGACACUCAUUACUUCGAAGCCCAAGUGGUGAACGAACCCAUCAAAGACGAUUUGCAAGAGGAAGUCAAUGCUUUAUUGGAAAUUGCAGGUGAUCAACUCGACAAACAAGUACAUGAGGAUGACAUUGAAAUAGAAGUGAAGAACGAGCCCAUUGAAGGUGAUUUUCAAGGAGAAGUCGUUUCCUUAUCCAAUGAAAAAUUAAAAUACGAUGAAAUUGCGAAGGCCCGUCUUAAUUGGAAAAAUGUGUACAAGUGUUCCUACUGCCAAAUAAACUUUCGGAGCCGAGCUGCUAUGAUGAGGCACUUCUUAAUGCACACGGGGGAACGACCAUUUAAAUGCACCAAAUGCACGAAUUCCUAUAAAUCAAGGGACACCUUAUUGAAGCACAUAAAGUCACACGGAGAUAUGCCGUUCAACUGUCCCCAUUGCUCCAUGGGCUUCGUGCGAGAAGGGACUCUAAUGAAGCACCUUAGCACUCACACAGAAGUAGAACGGCCGUUCAAGUGUCCCUACUGCCACGUGGGCUUCGUGCAGGAAGCCUCUCUAAAGAUCCACCUUGGCACUCACUCAGAAGAACGACCCCACAAGUGCCCCCAUUGCUCCAUGGGCUUUGUGCAUGGAGGCACUCUGAGGAAACACCUUAGCAUUCACACAGGAGAACGGCCUUUCGAGUGCUCCCACUGUCCGAAAACAUUUCGGCUUAAUGAACAUCUUAAGCGCCACAAUAGGACCCACACGGGAGAACGACCCUUUCAAUGUGAUCAGUGCGAAAAGUCCUUUGCGGACAAGCCUACUCUUAGGGUCCACAAACGACUUCACACGGGCGAGCGGCCCUAUGAAUGCCCCGAUUGUCUGGCAACUUAUGUGGACAAUGGAAGUCUCAGGAAACACAGAAUGCUUUACACGGAAGAAAGACCCUUUAAAUGUGAUUACUGCGACAAGACCUUUAAGAAUUAUGUCUGUUUGAGUAAUCAUAUCAAAACUCACUCUGCAGAAAAGACGUAGUGACCCCGCUGGACUUUGUAGUCCAAAAGUCACGCAUCUGACAUGAAGCUUUUAAUAUAUUAGGAUAAAUCUAACUAAAAUUAAUUUAUAAAUACAAAAAUUGUUUUUGUACAAUGCUAAGAAUCAUACUUUAUUAUUUUGCCUAUAAUUAACCAUAUUCAUAAUCAUUACAAUUUAAUAUGGCAA